Haliotis rubra (blacklip abalone) is the source of this 1935-nucleotide messenger RNA. Its product is annotated as 3-[(3aS,4S,7aS)-7a-methyl-1,5-dioxo-octahydro-1H-inden-4-yl]propanoyl:CoA ligase-like. Bases 19 to 1701 code for a protein of 560 amino acids. Gene Ontology annotation, molecular function: CoA-ligase activity. Lineage: Eukaryota; Metazoa; Mollusca; Gastropoda; Lepetellida; Haliotidae. The record is from RefSeq and is a predicted model, not a curated record. The transcript has a single exon.
UUUCCCAGUAUCUAGUUUAUGAUCAUGGCCUUUUGUACAUUAUUUUCCAGAUACAAUUCAUCAAUGGAAGCACACAUGGAUCAGACAAUUCCUGAGAGAAUCUGCUUCUGGGGAGAGACUGAGCCUGAUACGCCUGCCUUCAUUUUCUGGAGCAAGGAUGGCAGACAUGUCUUGUCACGGGGAGAAGUCCUGGAUCUGUCUAGUAGGUUUGCCUUCAGACUGACUGAACUUGGUGUUCAACCUGGAGAUGUGGUGUGCAUUGCUCUUCCCAACUGUCCAGAACGAGUCAUCGUAAGCUUUGGUGUACAAUUAGCUGGAGCUGUGGCUAUGAACGGCCAAAUUCUACGUUCUGAUGGUCAAGAUAUUAUUGAAUCCAUGCGAAAGGCGAACUGCAAAACUUUCGUCACUGAUCCAAAUCAGGAAAAUGGGGCUUGGGGUAUAUGCAGUGGGUUUUUCGAGGUCGUAUCGGAUGGAGAGUACAGCUCUGAAAUCAAAUGUGUCAAUGUGCCAAGUCUCACGAAUGUGGUAUAUUGCAAAACAAAGAAACCAGAAUGUGAGUUUCUCAGAUCACUGCCUUCAAAUAAUAGGUAUGUGAACAACAAGAUGAAGCCGUCAGAUGUUGUUCAAAUAUUCACAACAUCAGGGAGUUCAGGAUACACGAAGCUCGUCCAACAUUCACACAAGGCCCUUCUGAUGUUGGGAAAGAUGUUCAUUGAGAUGAUGGGUGAACAUGGCAAAUAUGAGAAUUCUGUUUACAAUGCUGCUCCACUUGGUUGGGCUGGAGGAUUCCCAUAUUUUUUCCUUCUAGCUGGUUGGCAACAGAUUCUAAUAAAUGAUUCUGUUGGGGUCCCCACAGACGAUCUCCAGUUCGUAUGGAACAUCAUCAGUCAGGAAGAUAUCAGAAUAGCAAUGCUUUCAUCUUUCCAGAUUACCGGCAUUUGCAAAAGAAGAGACAUAUGGGAAUCAAAAAAUCACAAACUCUAUCUAAUCGGGACUGGUGGGCAGCCAUUGAAGAAAGGAAGUCUUGAAUCCAUUGGGCAACUUACUGAUGCUGUCUUUAACGGUUAUGGCUCGACAGAAGUAGGGGUGGUCAGUUCCAUUAUUUUCAAUGAGGAGAACAUGUGUGAUUUCAAGGAAAAUAUAGUAGGUUUUGCAGCGUCAGGCGUGGAUGUAAAAGUUGUUGAUUCAAGAAUGGUUGAAGUUCAACCCAAUGCUCAUGGAGAAAUCCUCAUACGAUCAGAGACUGUAACUAAAGGAUAUCUCGGAGACCCACAUUUAUCAACCCUACAAGAUGGCUGGUUUCGAACAGGGGACCUGGGUUAUAAAGACACCAGAGGAUGUUUGUUUAUUGAAGGCCGAAGUUCUGACGCCAUCAUGCACGGCCCCUACAUCCUUUAUCCAACAUGGCUUGAGGAGAAGCUUGCCAAAUGCCCUGGGAUUAAGCAGAACUAUAUUGUUCCUAUUCCCGACAAGGUUCUCCACCACGAGAUAUGUGCUUGUGUCCAACUGGAAGAGGGAGCCAAGACGACUCAAGAUGACAUCUUACACUUUGUGAAAGGGGAAGUUGGUGCAGGCAUUUCAACAGCUAUGAAUGUUGUUCCAAAGUAUGUUGAAUUCUUUGACACGUUUCCUGUUCUGAACUCUUUCAAAAUUGACCGAAAGCAGCUGGCGAAGCUUGCUAUUGAAAGACUGCAACUGUAGCUGCUGUGUCAGAGCUGAAAUUGUUUACAAGCGCUCCUAAAAUGUCUUAGUAUAAUUACUCCAGAAACGAUGUUAUCAUUACUCAUAUUGACUGUUGAGAUAUUAAUCCAUUGACUCACACCUUACUGCAUCAUUUUCAAAAUUAUGCCAUAACACACCCUUAUGUUAUUUCAUCAUUUAAUUCUAAUCAGAACCUAGCCCAUGCUUUUGCCUCAGAAGAAUAGAUACUGAGAU